Molecule: messenger RNA, 1309 nt
Organism: Anarrhichthys ocellatus (wolf-eel)
Lineage: Eukaryota; Metazoa; Chordata; Actinopteri; Perciformes; Anarhichadidae
Gene: rnaseh1
Product: ribonuclease H1
Exons: 8
Coding region: 209-1105 (298 amino acids)
Biological process (GO): DNA replication, removal of RNA primer
Molecular function (GO): nucleic acid binding; RNA-DNA hybrid ribonuclease activity; magnesium ion binding
Source: RefSeq, a predicted model, not a curated record
GAAGCAGCAAACUAGCUAUCUAAUAACGUCACUACCUAGUUUUGACAUCCUUUUUCUGGCUGUGUAAGUUCACCUUGCUGCUGGAUUUUGCCCCACGUUUUUUAGGGGUUUAUAGCUAAACACACAUUGGACCAGUCAGAUUUAAAUAUAUAUAUUUAUUGUGUUUUAUUGAGUUAACAAAGAGGAUGUCAGCCACUUCCGGUCCGUGAUGUUUCGACUGACUGGUCUUUUCGGUGCAGUACGAAGGACCGUCUGCAGCGCUGCAGACAUCAUGGCGAAGGGCAAGUUUUACUACGCUGUAAAGAAGGGAUUCAAACCAGGAGUCUACACUUCAUGGGAUGAAUGUAAGAGCCAGGUGGACAAAUUUCCAGCCGCCUCUUUUAAGAAGUUUGGCUCAGAGAAAGACGCCUGGGCGUUCUUCAGAGGGGUCGAACCUGCUGCAGUUCCAGAGGUGAAGAAAGUCGCUGAGUGUGUGGAGUCGGCCAUCGCUCUGCUUCCUAAAAGAGGCCCGGAGCCUCUGGAGUACAUCCCCAUCGGUAGGAAGAGGUGUCACUCGGACGAGGACGCGGAGUGUCAACCCAAACGAGUCAAACAGUCGGAGAGCUUGUCUUCAGAAAGCACAGACGGGUUCACAUACAUGGGCGACGCCGUGGUUGUUUACACCGACGGUUGCUGCUCAUGCAACGGACAGAAGGGCGCCCGAGCCGGCAUCGGGGUCUACUGGGGCCACAACCACCCACUAAAUGCCGCCGAGCCGCUGGAUGGAAGACAAACCAACCAGCGUGCAGAAAUCCAGGCAGCCUGCAAAGCACUGGAACAAGCCAAAGAGAACAACAUAAAGAAGUUGGUCCUCUACACCGACAGCAAGUUCACCAUCAACGGUGUGACCAGCUGGGUGAAGAACUGGAAGCUGAAAGGCUGGCGGCUGAAAUCCGGAGGUCCGAUCACCAACAAAGACGACUUUGUGAAGCUGGACCGACUGAACGCGGAGUUGGAGGUGGUCUGGAUGCACAUUCCGGGUCACGCCGGCUACAAAGGCAACGAGGAGGCCGACAGACUGUCGAGAGAAGGAGCGGCGAAGCGGUUGCAGCAGAGAUGCUCCUGAGGUUCAAGAGACUGUUUUCUUCUGGUUUAUCCGCCAGUUUGCUGCUUUUAUUCAGACGUCUGUUUCUCUUCUCGACGAGCGACUCUGUGACUGAACCUGAAACCCAGAGAGACAGAGAGAGAGAGAGAGAGAAGUCUGUGAGGUUGUUUCUGUUAAAUGUUGAUUUUUGUUUGUGUUUUUGCUCUAAAUAAAGUUUCUGCUUCA